Messenger RNA from Alnus glutinosa, 2250 nucleotides. Its product is annotated as granule-bound starch synthase 1, chloroplastic/amyloplastic-like. NCBI's taxonomy places the organism in Eukaryota, Viridiplantae, Streptophyta, Magnoliopsida, Fagales, Betulaceae. Gene Ontology annotation, molecular function: alpha-1,4-glucan glucosyltransferase (UDP-glucose donor) activity. Bases 176 to 2017 code for a protein of 613 amino acids. The transcript is spliced from 14 exons. The record is from RefSeq and is a predicted model, not a curated record.
AUCAUCUGUUGCGAUUUCUAAGCCUCAAACAAAUCCUGAGGUGGCUGGGGGGGUGACCGUGACGAGCUCUGGGGACUUAAAGCACUACAAAUGGCAUCUUAAUUCAGAACAUUCUUAAUUUGUGCCAGUCCAGUGCAGUAUUAAUAAGUCUAUCAGAUCGAACGAAAGAUCAGCAAUGGCAACUGUGGCUGCUUCAAGCUUUGCAUCAACAAGUACUUCACUAGCCAACUGUGGAGUAACUUCUGGAUCAGAGGCCAAAGCAAAACUGGGACGAAUGAAGUGCACCACGGCUCACGAAGGGUUAAGAUCCUUGAACCAAGUGGAUGAGCUGCGUAUCAAAAACAUGGCGAAAGUAACUGCCAGACGGGCUAGGAGUAAAACGUUUAAGAUUAGGGAUGCGAGGAAUUCAGGUAUCAUUGUUUGUGGAAGUGGGAUGAAUUUGAUAUUUGUUGGAACAGAAGUUGGUCCCUGGAGCAAAACUGGUGGACUUGGAGAUGUUCUUGGAGGUCUGCCACCUGCAAUGGCGGCCAAUGGGCAUCGUGUGAUGACAGUAUCUCCUCGUUAUGACCAGUACAAAGAUGCAUGGGAUACAGAUGUUAUAGUUGAGCUUAAAGUGGGAGAUCAAAAGGAAAAGGUCCGGUUCUACCAUUGCUACAAGAGAGGAGUUGAUCGCGUUUUUGUGGAUCACCCAUUGUUUCUUGAAAAGGUGUGGGGGAAAACUAGAUCCAAAAUUUAUGGCCCCGUUGCCGGAGAAGAUUACAAGGACAAUCAAGUUCGAUUCAGCCUUCUAUGCCAGGCAGCUCUAGAAGCACCAAGGGUUCUAAAUCUUAACAGCAAUCAAUAUUUCUCCGGAACAUAUGGUGAAGAUGUUGUGUUCAUUGCCAACGACUGGCACACUGCCCUGCUCCCUUGUUACCUGAAAAGUAUGUACAAGCCCAAAGGCAUAUAUAAAAGUGCAAGAGUUGCCUUUUGCAUUCACAACAUUGCUUACCAGGGCAGAUUUGGCUUCGCAGAUUUCAGACUUCUCAGUCUCCCAGAUGAAUUCAAAAGCUCUUUCGAUUUUAUUGAUGGGUAUGAAAAGCCAGUUAAGGGAAGGAAAAUUAAUUGGAUGAAAGCUGGAAUUUUAGAAUCAGACAAAGUUUUAACUGUUAGCCCAUACUAUGCCCAAGAACUUGUUUCUGGCGUUGAAAAGGGAGUGGAAUUGGAAAACAUCCUUCGUAAAACUGGAAUUACAGGAAUUGUGAAUGGCAUGGAUGUCCAAGAAUGGAAUCCGUUAACUGACAAAUAUGUAGGCGUCAAAUAUGAUGCUUCAACUGUGGUGGAUGCCAAGCCUCUUUUGAAGGAAGCCCUCCAAGCAGAAGUUGGAUUGCCGGUGGAUAGAAAAAUCCCCGUUAUAGGCUUUAUUGGUAGGCUUGAAGAGCAGAAAGGUUCAGACAUUCUUGUAGCAGCCAUUCCCCAUUUUAUCCGAGAGAAUGUGCAAAUAAUAGUCCUUGGGACUGGCAAGAAACCGAUGGAGAAGCAGCUUGAACAGCUGGAGAUAACAUAUCCUGACAACGCUCGAGGAGUGGCAAAAUUCAAUGUUCCCCUAGCUCAUAUGAUCAUUGCUGGUGCUGAUUUUAUAUUGGUUCCUAGCAGAUUUGAGCCCUGUGGUUUGAUUCAAUUACACGCCAUGCGAUACGGAACUGUACCCAUAGUCGCCUCAACUGGUGGAUUGGUUGACACUGUUAAAGAAGGCUUCACUGGAUUUCAGAUGGGAGGCUUCAAUGUUGAAUGUGAUGCUGUGGAUCCUGCGGAUGUGACUGCUGUGGCUACAACCGUGAAAAGGGCCCUCACAACCUAUGGAACUCCAGCUUUCACUGAGCUUAUAAAGAAUUGCAUGGCCCAAGAACUCUCGUGGAAGGGACCUGCUAAGAAGUGGGAGAAGGAGCUGCUGAGCAUGGGGGUCGAUGGAAGUGAACCUGGAAUCGACGGUGACGAAAUAGCUCCCCUCGCCAAGGAAAACGUUGCAACACCCUGAGACUUUCGAUCUAUAAGAAAUCGAACGUCUGUUCUCCUAGUAAACCUCGGACGACAGCAGAAAGCAUUCCAAAAACUAACACACAUGAUGUGCUCACUGCUACGGAUAGUCUAUAACAUGUCUUAUGCCAUCCACUACACUAAGGACUUCGCCAGGUGAAGCCCGAACAAAUCCCUGUAACUUGGAGAAUACAUAUACAAUAAGUAAAACCAUUGCUCGUUUCCAUUCCAAAA